Molecule: messenger RNA, 2881 nt
Organism: Trichogramma pretiosum
Lineage: Eukaryota; Metazoa; Arthropoda; Insecta; Hymenoptera; Trichogrammatidae
Gene: wdp
Product: protein windpipe
Exons: 3
Coding region: 382-2373 (663 amino acids)
Molecular function (GO): protein binding
Source: RefSeq, a predicted model, not a curated record
GGUAAGCGUGUAGAUCAUCCCGGAAGGCGCUUUUUAUGCCUGCCAGUGGUGCGUUGUCUCUCGUCCGACGAAAGCCACGAAAAUUACAAACUUGAAAUUAUUACAUAUAGAUUUUUUUUAAAUUUUUUUUUCAUUUCUCUCUGGAACAGUGAUAUCGUAUUAUUAUUAUUAUUUGUGGGGUGCACGGCUACUACUGCGACAGUGAUUAUUUUUUUUUUAUUUGUGCUACCGAGAGCGGCGAGUGAUUAUCCAUCGACGAUUUUUAUACAAUCGACUCUCCACGACUCGACUUCGUCCACGGGAAUCGGGAGAUGCUACUAGGAGGACCGAAACACUGAUGAGGCCAAAGUCUGAAUUAAAAAUUUAACAUCAGAUUCGAAGAUGAAGUCCUUCCAAUACACCUGCUUGUUCCUGCUGGCCGUCCUGCUGCAGUGGGAAUCCGUCCACGCGCAAUGCAAACUCGAGAGGCCGACCACGGCCUCCUGCACCGAUCUCGACGACAUGUACUACGCCGAUACAUGGGAUCUGCGCGUGCUCAAAGCACCGACCACGACCAAGCAUCUGACCGCGGCCAACUUCGAAAAAGUCCCCAAGACCAUCAGGCAUCUGGACCUGUCAGGCGGUAAAAUCGAGAUGAUCGACGCCGGCGCUUUCUCCAGUCUGAAAAAGCUGCAGUCACUCGACUUGAACAACAACACCAUUAGCCAGAUCAAGAGUGGCAUUUUCGAGGGAUUGACGAAAUUGCACACUCUGAAACUGGCUCACAACGAUCUCCGUCAGCUUCCACGGGUUCUGGCCGAUCUCAAAUUUUUGCGAAUACUGGAUCUGGCCGACAAUCCGAUUUUCUGCGACUGCGCUACUCUCGAGGUCAGAGAUCUCUUGGUCCAGCAGGGAGUCAAAAUUACCUUGAAAUCUCUGUGCGCCGAGCCAUCCACGGUUAGAGGCUCGUAUCUGCUAAAGCCUGACACGAGAACCGUGUGCAACUUCGAGCAGCAAGAUGCCGAGAUGCAGGCCGAUGCCGCUUUGGAGACCGUCGAUGCCACCGUUGAAAAUACCAACUCGGAAGCCAAUGAACUCGAGGCAACCACACCUAUGCCCGAAGAUGCCGAAGAGAUCACGGAGAUGCCAAGCAGCUCUUCCGAGGCCAAUUUGAUCUCUUCGUCCGAGGCUGUGACGGACGAGCUCCCAGUGGAAUCCGAAGAAAGCUCGACAGCUGCAUCCUCGACGGAAUCCAUGAACCUCUCGUCGGAAAAUCUUUCGACUUCUUCGACCGAAGAACCCGAAGUAUUCAUCGACAAUAUGGCGGUCGAAGGAUCCGGCGCCGAGGAAGAAGAGGACGGUUCGGGAGACGACGGUUCGGACAUUAUCGCUGUCGUACCACCGAUCGACUUCAACGAGACCAGCGUGCCCACCACCGAGGAAAAGGACAACACGUCGACGUCGACCUCAAGCUUUUGGUUACCCGAUUUAACCAGUUUAAUCAACAAUAUAAAUCCGUUCUCGACCACUCCCGAAUCGACGACCGUCCUCCCGAUGACGACGUCGACGAUGAGCGCCAAGAGCCUCGAUGAGACUCUCAAGGAGGACGAGCUCAUCCCGGUUACCCCGACCAAAUCUCUCGAGAUGAACGUCAAGAGAAAAAUCGAGAUUUCGACCAACACCAUCACUACCGAGCAACCAAAACCUUCGGACGACACGAUCGUUACCGAUUCCGCCGCCGUCAAUGAUGAUUCUACGGAAGGCAAGGUCGAGGGAUCCUCGAUACAGCCGGAGAUGGGAAUGGGCUCGUACAUCGUCCUCGCCGUAUUGUUGACAAUCCUCGUCGUUCUCCUUGCGUACGGUCUGUACAAGAGCGACUUCUGCCACAAGAAGAGGAAACGCAGGGACAUCGAGCGCGGCACCGAGCUCAAGGACAUCAAAAAGUCCCUGAUCGACAAGCCCGAGGCCAAGAGUACCCAGAACAAACCCACGGCCAACGGCCACACCCUCGAGAACGUCCCGCUGAUGAACUCCCACACGGAGGAGCCCAAGGACAACCAGAACAGUUACGACGUCGCCAACGGAAAGUCCAACGGGCCGGCGAUCGAGAUCAACGAUCCGGUCAAGCCACCGAGAAAGUCGAUGACCUUCGGCGAGAUCGAGGCGCCGCUGAACGGACUUCAGCCGCCGAUGGAGGACAUCGAUGGCCCGACGAGGUCCAGCUGGAUCAACGGCUCCAACGAGGUCGUCAACGAGUGUCCCGCCCGUGACGACGACGAGCUCAGCGCCAAGAAGGUGCGAAUCACCCUCGGCGAGAUCCCCGACAGCGUGCCCAAGACGCCGAUAUUGAUUCAGCGACACGACGAAGGAGAACACCUAGUCAAAGCUCCUUAAAAAAUUUACGAAAAAAGCAAACCAAGCGGAUCGCGCUGAAAUCUCCUGUGAAUAUAAUAACCAUUGAAAAAACAAGAAAGAAACAAAUGAUAUAACGCAAUAUUGUACAAAAGCCUCGUUUGUAUUCGUUCUGUGAUAUUAGUCACACAAUUAAUUUUAUUGUCAAGGGCUAAAAAGAACGAAUAUUAAAUAUUAAUUGUAUACGUGUAUGUCUGUGCUAUUAGUGAUAUAGUACAACGGGCUUCGUUGUUUCAUUUUUCUCUUUUACAAUUAUAUUAUAAUAUAGUACUGAAGAAAAAACGAACGAUAGUAUAACAGAAUGUAGGACAUAUUUUUAUUAAAAAGCUGUCGAAUGACUGCCCCACAGUUACGCAGGUUAGUUAGAUGUCGCUUAAUUUAUAAAAAUAAUUUCUUCGUGAAAACCAUGUAUUUCAUUCGUUAUUUGAAUCAAAGAUGAGCGGACACUAGUCACUCCUCGUACGAUACUUAUUUAAAAAAAAAAAAAAAA